AUGCACAUUGUCGAUGACGUGUCUGCCAGAGUUCACCCAUCAGCGCCAUCCUUGAAUGAGUGUCUCAACGCUGGUCCCAUGCUACAGAAAAAACUCUGGGAUGUACUUGUUCGCCAGUGCUGCUACCCAGUUCCAGUGACCAGAGAUUUAAAGAAAGCGCUUUUGCAGGUGUGGAUCAGAGAACUGGACAGGGAUGCACUUAGAUUUCAUUGGAAGAAAAAUGAACACUCACUGCUUGAAACACUAAGGUUGGCCAGAGCGCUGUUUCGCCUGACCUGUUUGCCGUUUCUACUUGGGGGAGUGCUAGAGUGUCAUCUUGGAACAUGGGAAUCAAAGAUGCCAGAGUUGGUGGUGGAGUUCCGUAGAAACCUUUACGUGGAUGACUUGCUAUCAGGGGGAGUGACAGUACAGCAGGCACAGUACCGCAAGGAGCAGGCUAUUGAAAUCUUCGAUGACGCAGGUUUCACCUGA
This is a messenger RNA of Stylophora pistillata, 471 nucleotides long. RefSeq lists its product as uncharacterized. The record is from RefSeq and is a predicted model, not a curated record. NCBI's taxonomy places the organism in Eukaryota, Metazoa, Cnidaria, Anthozoa, Scleractinia, Pocilloporidae.